Messenger RNA from Aspergillus terreus NIH2624, 1116 nucleotides. Its product is annotated as amino acid permease. Bases 1 to 1116 code for a protein of 371 amino acids. The record is from RefSeq and is a predicted model, not a curated record. The transcript has 5 exons. NCBI's taxonomy places the organism in Eukaryota, Fungi, Ascomycota, Eurotiomycetes, Eurotiales, Aspergillaceae. Gene Ontology annotation, molecular function: transmembrane transporter activity. Gene Ontology annotation, cellular component: membrane. Gene Ontology annotation, biological process: amino acid transport; transmembrane transport.
AUGUCCACUAUCUACAACGACGACGAGCUUCUCCUGGCUCGGAUUGGAUACAAACAGGAACUGAAACGAGAAUUCUCAAAAUGGUCUACCGUUUCAUACGCCAUCUCCAUUCUGGGGAUUCUAGGCUCCGUGCCCGCCACUAUCGGCGCCCCUUUGGCCGCAGGAGGACCCGCGACAGCAGUAUGGUGCUGGUUCAUAGGUUCCUGCAUGGCCCUAUGCAUUGGAAGCUCGGUGGCUGAGCUGGUCUCAGCCUAUCCCACGGCUGGGGGCAUGUAUUUCGUUACGAAGCAUGUGGUUCCAGAAGAGCAGGUGCCGAUGUUCUCCUGGGUGCAGGGUUGGUGCAACCUGCUCGGACAGACCGCUGGUGUAUCUAGCGUCGCCUAUACCGUCAGUCAGAUGUUGCUCGCUUGUGCCAGUAUGAAUUCGGAACUGGUGGAUGGCAAGUACUCGUAUUCGCCGACAGCAUUGGACACGGUACUUUUGUCCAUCGUGCUUCUAUGCGUGCUAGGAGUGAUCUGUUCAAUGACUACAAAGACUCUGCAUCGCCUCAUUCUCUGGUUUGCCCCGAUCAAUAUUUCCGCUACCAUUGUCAUUUGCCUUGCGCUGCUUUACUUUACGCCAAACAAACAACCAGCAAUCUGGGUCUUCACUCAUGUCACCGACGGUUCCGGAUGGGGCUCCAAGGUCUUCUCCUUCCUCCUUGGAUUCAUCUCAGUGGCAUGGACAAUGACCGACUACGACGGAACAACUCAUAUGUCUGAAGAAACUCACGACGCGGCGACUCUAGGACCCCUUGCAAUCCAGACAGCCGUCCUCGUAUCCGGUGCCAUGGGCUGGGUGCUAACCGUGUGCAUCUGCUUCUGUCUGACCGACUUCGAGGGCAUCAUGAGCACACCCACCGGCCUUCCAGCCGCGCAGGUCUUCCUCAACGCAGGCGGCAAAACUGGUGGGACGAUCAUGUGGGGAUUGGCGAUCCUGGUGCAGUUUUUCACUGGCUGUUCAGCCAUGCUGGCAGAUACCAGAAUGGCCUAUGCGUUUGCUAGAGAUGAGGCUCUGCCGUUCUCCUCGUACGUUGCCCAUACCUUUCGUUGGGAUCCACAAGACCAGAAGUCAUAA